AUGGAACACCGCGUCGGCGCCGUCGUGACGAGGCCCUGUCUGACACACCGCUGGUCAGCCGGUUGGUGGUGGGACGUCGCAUCGACAUCGUCUAGACGAGGCUCCGCCUGGUACGCCGUUGAUCAGCCGGUGGGAUGGAUCUCCGAACUGGCACCGUCGACACGCGCCCAUCUGGUGCACCGUAGGAGACCGCAGGCUUGCGGCAAUGCCGUAAGCCAUCGGCAAAUUCGAGUCGUUCUUCCACUGCCAAAAAAACUCGUGGCCCACAGUGGAGUUCGGCCGCGCCGGCACAUCAAGCAGCCCCUAUUCAGGGGUCAGGGCACUGCUUCAUUCGUGGGGGCCUGGAAAAGCUGGUCUAAAAAUUGCUGGGGAACCACGUCGUCUGCUGGCGCACCGUGGUCGCAGACGCAAAACUCACAGUCGAAACAAUCAAACUCGAAACAACAACAACAACCAUACGCAUUCUCCUCAUCCUACCUCUUCUAUCUCUACCUCCGUCUAUUCUUCUGCCUAUUCUUCUCCUUCGUCAUCUUCUUCUCCACCUCCUUCCCAUCGCCCCACUCGUUUUCCCCAGACUGACAGGGUGAGCCCGCUCACUCUGGCAGCCUGGAAUGUUCGUUCCCUUUUAGACAAUCCGAGGAGCAACCGACCGGAACGGAGGACGGCGCUAGUGGCACGAGAACUGGCGCGCUACAAGGUGGACAUCGCCGCACUCAGCGAGACCCGAUUCUCCGAACAAGGCCAACUGGAGGAGGUGGGUGCCGGUUAUACCUUCUUCUGGAGUGGCCGACCCAGGGCAGAGCGACGAGACGCGGGCGUCGCCUUCGCCAUCCGGACCGACAUCGUGAGACGACUGCCCUGUUUGCCGCAGGGCAUCAACGAUCGCCUGAUGAGCCUCCGCCUGCCUCUCUGGGGAGGCAAAUUCGUCACCAUCAUCAGCGCCUACGCUCCGACGAUGACCAACCCCGACGCCGUCAGAGACAAAUUCUACGAGGACCUGCACGCCCUCUUGGCGACUGUGUCGAAGGCGGACAAGUUGAUUGUCCUUGGUGACUUCAACGCCCGCGUCGGCACAGACCAUACUGCCUGGAGGGGAGUGCUGGGUCCCCACGGUCUCCGCGGCUCCAACGACAACGGCCUGCUUCUCCUCCGCACCUGCGCAGAACACCGCCUCACCCUGACGAAUACCUUCUUCUGUCUGCCGGUGCGAGAGAAGGCCACCUGGAGGCAUCCUCGGUCGCGUCAGUGGCACCUGCUGGACUAUGUCCUCGUCCGGAGGCGAGAUCAGCGGGACGUGCUGGUGACGAAGGCGAUCGCGGGUGCUGACGGGUGGACCGACCAUCGCCUCGUCAUCUCGAAGAUGCGUAUUCGCCUACAGCCUAGCAGGAGACCACAAGGUAAGCGACCCCCAGAUAAGCUGAAUGUUGCUUUGUUGUCUUUGCCUGCUCACCGUCUCCAUUUCAGCAAUGAGCUAGCUCAACGGCUAGACAACCUUCCUAUCGCUGCCGCCGCCGACGACGCCACCGCCGCUGCCGAGACCGCCUCCGUGGAGAACCGCUGGUGUCAACUGCGUGACACAGUCCAGUCGACGGCGCUCGCCGUCCUCGGUCGCGCUCCCCGCCAACACCAGGACUGGUUCGACGACAACGACGCUGCCAUCAGAAAUCUGCUUGCCGAGAAGAACCGCCUACACAAAGCCUACGUAGAGCACCCAACUGAGGGCAACAAAGCUGCCUUCUACCGCAGUCGCCGCCAGCUUCAGCAAUGA
Molecule: messenger RNA, 1768 nt
Organism: Spirometra erinaceieuropaei
Lineage: Eukaryota; Metazoa; Platyhelminthes; Cestoda; Diphyllobothriidea; Diphyllobothriidae
Source: the annotation of a GenBank genome assembly